CUGCUGGGGAGGCCCGGGGGGCUGGGGAGUCUCCCGGCCCGGCCGGGUGACACCGGCUGGGGCUCCGGCCGCAGCGACAGGGGCCGGGCCGUCGCGUGACUGGCCGGAGUCACGCUGUGCUUAAUCACAAUUAGCUUGUGCUCCAGGCUGGCCGCGCUCCCAUUUCUCCCAGCCGGUGACCCCGGGGAUUUCUCUUAUGGUGGCUUUCUCUGAAAUGCCAAAACCACCCGAGUAUUCAGAACUGAGUGACUCUUUAACGCUUGCCGUGGGAACAGGAAGAUUUUCGGGACCAUUGCACAGAGCAUGGAGAAUGAUGAACUUCCGUCAGAGGAUGGGCUGGAUUGGAGUGGGAUUGUAUCUGUUAGCAAGUGCAGGAGCAUUUUACUAUGUUUUUGAAAUCAAUGAGACUUACAACAGGCUGGCCUUGGAACACAUUCAGCAGCACCCGGAAGAGCCCCUUGAAGGAACCACAUGGACACACUCCUUGAAAGCUCGGUUACUCUCCCUGCCUUUUUGGUUUUGGACAAUUAUUUUUCUGAUACCUUAUUUACAGAUGUUUUUGUUCCUUUAUUCUUGUACAAGAGCUGACCCCAAAACGGUGGGCUACUGUAUUAUCCCCAUAUGCUUGGCAGUUAUUUGCAAUCGCCACCAGGCAUUUGUCAAGGCUUCUAAUCAGAUCAGCAGACUACAACUGAUUGACACGUAAAGUCAGUCACCAUUUUUUCCUUACAAUUGCAAAACUGCCAGUACUAUACGGAGCCUGAUCACAAGACUGCAGUUUCUUCACAGAUCUCAGGAAGUUGUGGUGGGGCAGAGGCUUUCUAAAAAGUGUGACUAGGGGGCUGUCUUUAUCUGAAUAAUAAUGAAUUUUUAAGUGAAGCCUGAGAUACAGUUCUACAAAAUCAUGUUGAUAACUUCAGAUUUUGGAAGUAAAAUCGUGUCUUGUUAUUUGCAUUCUUUAGAAACUUGAAUAAGUACCUGAACUCCUAUUUUUAUUCUACUGUGCAGCAUAGUGAUGAUUCAGAAAUUUUUCCUUUGGGGAAAAAAUGAAUAUGAACAUUUCCGUUGUGCUUAAUGUAAAAAGGUCCAAACAUGGUCAUAAAAUUUAAAUUUUAUACAAUUACUUGGCUUGCUUUAAAAUUCUUCACACAAAAGCACCGGUUCAACCUGUUGUAAUUAAGCCAACUAUUUAUGCCUGCUUGCUAUCAGUUUGUGAGAAAUUGGUAUAAAAUUACUGAGGUGAUGGCUGUCUUGAUAAGCAAAGUUUGUGCUUCCUUUUGGUAAUGCUACUGGCAUUAUCAGCAUUAUUAAUGCUACUAGUUUUUUAAAAAUUACUUGGGAAGAAACUAAAUGUUUGAUAGUUGAGAAAUCUUACACACAGAAGAUGGAAACAAGGCGUUCAGUGAAAAUAUUUAGUCUGGUCCUUGUCAGAUGUGUGACCCCCUCUAAAAUACUACCAAGUUGUCAGCCUUCUGAUUUUCUUUUCUGGCCUAAGGUCCAGUCUUCAGGUCUUCAGGCAACAGGUGAAUUGCAUGAAGAUGUGAUCUUUGUACUCCCUCCUUUGCAUCUGUACUUGCUACCUCAUGUCUGGUACCAAUACAAAUAACUAAAACAUGGAAAUAUCAGAUUUUAGGAUUUUUUUCCUUUUUUUUCUGGGUGGGAUCAAGAUGUAUUUUUAUACAGUUGUGUCAUUAAUACCAAGGAAAUGUUUUACACUGACAGAUUUUAAUAAUAAUCAUGACCUUUUUUGGUGCUUAUUCUAUUGCACCCUGUUCUAAGAGGUUUACAUGAACGAUCUCAUUUAAUCCUCUCAGCAACCCUAAGAAAACAAUUAUCCAGAUUUUACUGAUAAAGACACUGAGGUAGAGACGUUAAGUAACUUGCCUGGUAAGGUCACACACCUGGUAAGCAGCAGAGGGAGAGGUAUGACCAGGCCUCUGAUGCUUUGUUCCUAACCACUGACCUAUAGUCCUCACAAAUGACGUGUUGCACGGUGUUGUCCGCCCAGCCAUGCCGAAGAGUGGGACUGGCAUUAUGGAAAGAUUUUUCUCAAUUCAUAUGAGCUACUGAAAAUCUAAAAGUGUUCUAACAACCUCAGCGUUCAGUGUUUGACUAGAAUGGAAGGCUGAACGUUCCACAGCAAGCUUCACUUGAAAGAUAGAGCAAGUGCCUUUGCAAGUCAAAAGCACCCCGAGGAUCCUUCUCCAGGUAAUCAAUCUCACUUCCCCUUUACUUCUUCCAGAGGUCUAGUGACUGAAGUGAUACAGCUUUUGCUACAAUACACUGAAUCUCCAAAGUAGGCAGCAGUUUGAAAUACCCGUUUCUGUGAGGGUCAGAUAACCAAAUCACUUGGUGUCUUUUGAGUUCUUAACUAGUAGUGUGCACACUGUGGGCACUGUUUUCUGAGUGAUUUCCGUGUUUCUUCACAACAGGCCUAUGAGGCAGGUACGUGCUGGUACUAGUGCCAUUUUACAGGAGAGGAA
Ailuropoda melanoleuca (giant panda) is the source of this 2483-nucleotide messenger RNA. RefSeq names its product lysosomal enzyme trafficking factor (gene LYSET). The record is from RefSeq and is a predicted model, not a curated record. The coding region runs from base 197 to 706 and encodes 169 amino acids. The transcript is spliced from 2 exons. NCBI's taxonomy places the organism in Eukaryota, Metazoa, Chordata, Mammalia, Carnivora, Ursidae.